AUGGGAAGCACUAAAAUCAGAGGAAGAAGAACACAGAAAAAGGCCCAAGAAGAAAAUUCCAAGGACCUUGGUGGCGCUGUGAAGCCCACCUUUUUUGGUUUAGUGGAUUCAAGUGAAAUCGACUACUUCAAACAGGCUGAAAGCACCCUCAAUAUCAAUGCCUUCGAUCUGGAUGAAGAAAGAGAUGCCUUUGUCAGAUCUGUUUUGGAAGAAUGUAAGGGAAAAGAAUUAAAAUUGGUUACCAAUCAAAUCUGCUCCAAGUUAAUGGAGAGACUUCUUUUAAUUGGGACCGACAGGCAAGCCAAACACAUUUUCAAGAAUUUCUCGGGACACCUUGCAUCAUUGGCUCACCAUAAAUACUCUUCUCACGUGUUGGAGACUUUGUUAGUCAGAAUAACCUCAAUUAUCGAAAAAGAGCUCAUCGGAGACGAACACGAAGAAGAUACUGAGGAAGAAGAAGACCCUGAAAUCGACCAGGUGACAACUGAACAGUUGUUUUUGAAGAUGAUGAAUGAGUUCCAUCCACAUAUCCAACAGAUGAUGGAACACCAAUAUGCAUCUCAUGUUUUACGACUUGUUAUAUUAAUUGCCAGUGGAAAAGAACUCCCAUCAUCUACUGUUUCCAACUCUACCUUGAGAUCCAAAAAGUCCAAGAUUGCCCGUAAAAUGAUAGAGAUCAAAGACAAUGAGAUCUUCAACCGGGCAUUCCAAGUUCCUCCUUCUUUCAAAGACGAAGUCAAAAAGAUUUGUAAAGCCAUAGUAGAGGGUCAAGAUAUUACCAGAAUGAGACAAUUGUCCAUCCAUAAAAUUGCAUCACCAGUUAUUCAGUUGUUGCUUCAAGUCGAAGGAAUAGUCGACAAAGACAGAGCUAUAUGGCAUUCCAUAUUCUUAAAAGAGAAGGAUGGACAAGACUCCAAAGAAGAAGCUUAUGUCGAGUACUUGUUGUCUGAUCCUGUUGGUUCUCACUUCUUGGAGAGCUUGAUCAAAAAUACUGGUGUUAGAAUGAAGUACAUUGAGCGGUUGUACAAGUUGUACAUGAAAGAAAGAGUGUUGAAGUUGGCCAAGAGAUCUAACACUGGUGUGUUUAUUAUUCAAGCCUUGAUGUUCAAGUUGAAGCCAGGUGAAGUUCAGUAUAUUUUGGACCAAAUAAUCCCCGAAUUAUCGAGUUUAAUUUCGAUUUCUGAAAACCAGAACUUGGAGCUAAGCACCAAGGUCAUCGAUGCUUCAAUUCAAAAUAAGAACUACAGAAGAGAUGAGAUCAUAGAACAGUUGUUCAACAAGUUUGCCCCAAACUAUGACUUCAAAGAGCCUGAUGAUGUUGCUAAUGCUGAGUUAUUGGAAAAUAUCUUGCAGUUGACCAAGUCGACUUUGGGAAAUACUAGAGAUGACUGGCCAACAGCCGAAGAGAGAAGAAGAUCUUUGUUGUUGGAAAAGUUCAUGCAAUACGAUUACUCGUUUGUUAUCUGCGUUUGGUAUAACUUUUUGGCGUUACCAGUUGAAAGAUUCCUUCAAAUGUGCACUCACGGUGUUUUCUCCCAUGUGGUGGAAAACUCCUUAACAGUGUUACCAGCCUCUAUUACCGAACCCAAACCCACUCUGAUUUUGAGAAAGAGAUUUUUGAACUUGUUCCAAAGUCAUAUUGUGAGAUUGUCAAUAAACUCCUAUGGGUCACACAUUGUGGAUAAGUUAUGGCACUUCACCAUUUUGCUUAAUAUGUACAAAGACAGAAUCGGAUCAGAAUUACAAGCUGAUAGUCACAAGGUCAAAGAGAGUAAAUAUGGUAAAUUGGUGUGGAAGAACUGGUCGAUGGAGUUGUUUAUGAGAAAGAAGUACGACUGGAAAACACUCAUCAAGGAGCAGGAACAACAAUACUAUAGUGAAACUGGACAAGAUAACCAAGACCAAGAAACCAGAAUCAAGAAACCCAUUGAAUUGAAGUUGGAAAAGAUGCACAAAGAAAAAUUAGGAAGAGAAGCUAAUGGACUCAAAUCCAAGAAUGCUUAUGAGGAGAGACAAAAUAAAAAGAGAAAGUUUUAAAUACUUUUGAUAUGUAUAAUAGCAAUAUAUAAGCAUGAUGAUAUUUACAGGGUUUAUAAAUUAAUUUUUGGUGGUGAUGAAGUACUCGCUAAGAGUCUUUUCUGGAACUGAGGAAGGACUUUCGACGAUAGGAUCCACACCUGAUUGAUUUUUGGGGAACGCAAUAACAUCUCUUAUGUUUGGGCUUCCAACAACCAUUGCACACAAUCGAUCAAAACCUAGAGCCAAACCUGCAUGUGGAGGACAUCCCAUACUCAAAGCAUGUAGGAGAUGGCCAAACAAAUCAUUGUAGUGGUGGAUUCCUAAGACAUGCUUGAAAACGUAUUUUUGGAGGUCAGCAUCGUGGAUUCUUCUGGACCCACCUCCUACUUCGACUCCAUUGAUUACUAAGUCGUAGUGCUCCCCUCUGACUUUUAAAGGGUCUGUCUCCAAUAAGUCAUAAUCUUCAAGUUUGACCAUGGUGAAAGGAUGAUGAUUCGAUUCAAGUUGACUCAAUUCGUAUGUUGGAUAUUCGUCACUAGGUGACCCUCCGGAUUCAGUUGGUGCAAAUAAUGGGAAGUCAACAACCCAGGAAGCCACUACCAUAUCUUUUGUGCAGUAAUUGUCAGUUAAGUCUCCAUUGCUCAACUCGAUCAUUCUCUUCCACUUAUUUGGGAACUCGUUUAUGGCAAGUUGUCUGAACUUUCCUAAAGGAGUAGGAUUUUCAUACGGCAACUCAGCCCUGUCAGCAAAUGCCAAAAUGUCACCAGGAUGUAAAUUUAAAGUGGAUUCCAAUUGGGACUCGUUGAACGAGGAGGUAGGUGUGAUAAGGUGCUUUUCAACAAAGUUUUUGUACCAUUCCAGAGCAUCAGGUUGGGUCUUGAUGGGGAUGACAAUAGGCUUUCUCCGAGAAUAGCUAUUGCUGUCACUCAAGGCUUUUGGAACUUUGAAUUUUUUUGAAGGGUCAAAAGCAUCUCUUAACACACACGCUUCGAGGACUGGGAAGUUUGUAUUUUUGAGUGGGGUGAAGAAACCACUCAAGUCUAUCAAGGAGAGGGAAGACCUUAAAUCGGGUUUGUCAAUUCCAUACUUUGUCAAGGCUUCAAUGUAUGGAACCUUUGUGAAGUUUAUCUUGUGUGUGGAGAACUCACUGAUUUCUUCGAGAUUACCAUUUUUAUUGAUGGUGUAAACCGGAAACUUAGCAAUAUCCUUCCACACACGGUGAACAACAUCUUCGACUACCACACCAACUUGGUCGCUGUGACUGACAAAGCUCAUUUCCAAGUCCACCUGGGUGAACUCUGGCUGUCUAUCGGCUCUCAAGUCUUCGUCUCGGAAACACUUUGCGAUCUGAAAGUAUUUGGUGAUACCUGAGCUCAUCAACAACUGCUUAUACUGCUGAGGCGACUGAGGUAAAGCAUAGAAAGCAUUAGGUUUCCUCGUGGGCACCAAGAACUCCCGAGCACCUUCUGGUGUCGAUUUGAAGAGUAAUGGAGUCUCAACCUCCACAAAGUCAUGGUUCUGAAUAAAAGUGUUUCUGAU
Molecule: messenger RNA, 3558 nt
Organism: Yamadazyma tenuis ATCC 10573
Lineage: Eukaryota; Fungi; Ascomycota; Pichiomycetes; Serinales; Debaryomycetaceae
Source: RefSeq, a predicted model, not a curated record